Amoebophrya sp. A25 is the source of this 604-nucleotide messenger RNA. The record is from the annotation of a GenBank genome assembly. NCBI's taxonomy places the organism in Eukaryota, Dinophyceae, Syndiniales, Amoebophryaceae.
CAUGGUACCCGCACAACAGGAACAGAAGAUGAUAAUAAUAGUUCUGGGGUCGUUGUGAAGCCCUUCCCACUUGGCUUCGAACAGCUGUGGUGGACGAGUCUGGGAGGUUACUUAAGGAGUCACGUGUCCGCGAGCGUGCGAGGUAAUUUUUUUCCUGACGACGUGAAGGUGUCGUUGAUCGCAGGGUUCGAUGAUUGUAGCUCUUGCGUGAAACAGGUUGCCGAUCAGGUGUAUGAGUAUCUGGAUUUUAAGAUAGAUUUCUUCGAAGCCGACAGGAGGAUCAUUCCUGUAGCAGAACGACAGCGAGAGCCUUCGCCAGCAGCAACCGCAUUCGGAGCAAGUCGACGAGCUCCAUCAGCAGGAGCUUCAUCAUUUGGAGAAGAACGGCGUCGACCAGAGUCUACAACCACCUCUUCCACCUUUAGUAAACGACGAAACUACUCCUGGUGUACGACUCUUACUAGUAUUGCAGAGCCGCGUGAGCACGCGAGGCGUCCGUUGCUGUCAGUGACGGCAAGGUUCGAGGCGGACAGGGACAACAGGUAUCCGAACGGGCAGUUACGGCAGAGUACAUUCAGGAAACUGAGAAUAUCUAACCACGGAG